AUGGAAAAAUAUAAAGAAAAAUUUUUGUUUUUUAAUGCUCAAGUUGACAAACAUCUUUCAAACUAUCCUAUAAUUUGUGACUUGGAAAAAAAAACCAAUGUUCCAAAAACUUAUAUGGCCGGUGGUGUCGUAGCUUUUGUGUUUAUGUUGAUCUUUUUCAACGUUUGGGGCGAACUACUUUCCGAUAUUAUUGGCUGGCUUUACCCAGCUUAUGCUUCAUUCAAGGCUAUUGAAAGCCCAGAGAAAACAGACGAAAUGGCAGAAUUCUUUUCUGACUUCAUUCUCUAUUGGGUUCCAUUCUAUUUUCCCUCCAAAACUGUCUUUUUCCUUUGGCUCUUCCUUCCACCUUUCAAAGGUGCCCAAAUUAUUUAUCAAAAAUUCUUAGGGCCAACUCUCAAGGCAUAUGAAAGUGUCAUUGAUAAGAACUUAAAGAACUUGAAAGACAAAAUUGAAGAUGCAACAAAAGAAGCUACUAAAAACAUAAUUGAUUCUACUAAAUCAGAACAUUUGGAAUAA
This is a messenger RNA of Dentiscutata erythropus, 516 nucleotides long. The record is from the annotation of a GenBank genome assembly. Lineage: Eukaryota; Fungi; Glomeromycota; Glomeromycetes; Diversisporales; Gigasporaceae.